Messenger RNA from Mastomys coucha (southern multimammate mouse), 3983 nucleotides. It is a transcript of the gene Trim37, whose product is annotated as tripartite motif containing 37. Bases 1 to 2841 code for a protein of 946 amino acids. The record is from RefSeq and is a predicted model, not a curated record. The transcript has 23 exons. Gene Ontology annotation, molecular function: ubiquitin protein ligase activity; zinc ion binding; tumor necrosis factor receptor binding. Gene Ontology annotation, biological process: negative regulation of centriole replication; protein autoubiquitination. Gene Ontology annotation, cellular component: peroxisome; aggresome. Lineage: Eukaryota; Metazoa; Chordata; Mammalia; Rodentia; Muridae.
AUGAGCAGAGUGUGGAGAGCAUUGCUGAGGUUUUCCGAUGUUUCAUUUGUAUGGAGAAAUUGCGGGAUGCUCGACUGUGUCCUCAUUGCUCCAAGCUUUGUUGUUUCAGCUGUAUUAGGUGCUCCACUCCAGCUACGGGAACUGGUGAAUUGUCGUUGGGCGGAAGAAGUGACACAGCAGCUUGAUACUCUCCAGCUGUGUAGUCUCACCAAACAUGAAGAAAAUGAGAAAGACAAAUGUGAAAAUCACCAUGAAAAACUUAGUGUAUUUUGCUGGACUUGUAAGAAGUGUAUCUGCCAUCAGUGUGCACUUUGGGGAGGAAUGCAUGGUGGACACACGUUUAAACCUUUGGCAGAAAUUUAUGAACAGCACGUCACUAAAGUGAAUGAAGAGGUAGCCAAACUUCGUCGGCGUCUCAUGGAACUGAUCAGCUUAGUUCAAGAAGUGGAAAGAAAUGUAGAGGCUGUAAGAAAUGCAAAGGAUGAGCGUGUUCGGGAAAUUAGGAAUGCGGUGGAGAUGAUGAUUGCACGAUUAGAUACACAGCUGAAAAAUAAGCUUAUAACUCUCAUGGGUCAGAAGACAUCUCUUACUCAAGAAACAGAGCUGUUGGAAUCUUUACUUCAGGAGGUAGAACAUCAGUUGCGGUCUUGCAGUAAGAGUGAGCUGAUAUCCAAGAGCUCAGAGAUCCUAAUGAUGUUCCAGCAAGUUCACCGAAAGCCCAUGGCAUCCUUUGUCACCACACCUGUUCCACCAGACUUUACCAGUGAAUUGGUACCAUCUUAUGAUUCAGCUACUUUUGUUUUGGAGAACUUCAGUACUUUGCGGCAGAGAGCAGAUCCUGUUUACAGCCCGCCCCUCCAAGUUUCAGGACUUUGCUGGAGGUUAAAAGUUUACCCAGAUGGAAAUGGAGUUGUACGUGGCUAUUAUUUAUCUGUAUUUUUGGAAUUAUCGGCUGGCUUACCUGAAACUUCCAAGUAUGAGUAUCGCGUAGAAAUGGUUCAUCAGUCCUGCAACGAUCCUACCAAAAAUAUCAUUCGAGAAUUUGCAUCUGAUUUUGAAGUUGGAGAGUGCUGGGGCUACAAUAGAUUUUUCCGUUUGGAUUUACUUGCAAAUGAAGGAUACUUGAACCGACAAAAUGAUACAGUGAUUUUAAGGUUUCAGGUGCGCUCACCAACAUUUUUUCAAAAAUGCCGGGAUCAGCACUGGUACAUUACUCAGUUGGAAGCCGCACAGACUGGUUAUAUUCAACAAAUAAACAACCUUAAAGAGAGAUUGACUAUUGAGCUGUCCAGAACUCAGAAAUCCAGAGAUCUGUCACCACCAGCUAAUCAUCUUAGCCCCCAAAAUGAUGAUUCUCCUGAGACACGAACUAAGAAAGCUGGGUCAUGCUCUGACAUGCUUCUGGAAGGUGGUCCUACUUCAGUUUCUGUGAGAGAGACCAAAGAAGAUGAGGAUGAGGAGGAGAAGAUUCAGAGUGAAGACUACCAUCAUGAGCUCUCAGAUGGAGAUCUGGACCUGGAUCUUGUUGGUGAAGAUGAAGUGAAUCACCUUGACGGUAGCAGCUCUUCUGCUAGUUCCACAGCAACGAGCAACACAGAAGAAAACGAUAUUGACGAGGAGACCAUGUCUGGAGAAAAUGAUGUAGAAUAUAACAGUAUGGAGCUGGAAGAGGGAGAGCUCAUGGAAGAUGCAGCUGCUGCAGGUCCUCCAGGUAAUAGCCACAGCUAUGUGGGUGCCAGUAGCAGAAUGUCAAGAAGAGCACAUUUAUGUUCUGCAGCUACCAGUAGCUUACUAGACAUUGAUCCUUUAAUCUUAAUACAUUUAUUGGACCUUAAGGACCGGAGCAGUAUGGAAAACCUGUGGGGUUUACAGCCUCGCCCAUCUGCUUCACUGUUGCAGCCCACAGCAUCAUAUUCUCGAAAAGAUAAAGAUCAAAGGAAGCAGCAGGCGAUGUGGCGAGUGCCCUCUGACCUAAAGAUGCUGAAAAGGCUCAAAACACAAAUGGCUGAAGUCCGGUGUAUGAAGACUGAUGUGAAGACUACACUGUCAGAUAUAAAGGGCAGCAGUGUUGCUUCUGCAGACAUGCAGACAAAUCUUUUCUGUGCUGACCAGGCAGCUCUGGCUACCUGUGGACCUGAAAACUCUGGUAGAUUACAGGAUUUGGGAAUGGAGCUUCUAGCAAAGUCAUCAGUCGCCGGCUGUUACAUACGAAACCCCACAAAUAAGAAGAAUUCUCCCAAGUCAGCUCGGGCCAUAGCAGGCAGUCUGUCACUCCGAAGAGCUGUGGACUCUGGAGAAAGCAGCCGCUCAAAGGGGGACUGUCAGGCCCUGUCUGAAGGCUCCCAGGGAAGCUCUCAGUCUGGGAGCAGACACAGCUCCCCCCGGGCUCUGACACACGGCAUCAUUGGGGAUCUUCUGCCCAAAAGUGAAGACCGACAGUGCAAAGCCUUGGAUUCUGAUGCUGUGGUGGUUGCAGUUUUCAAUGGUUUACCUACUAUUGAGAAAAGAAGGAAAAUGGUCGCCUUGGGGACUAAUGCAAAAGGAGGUCGUCUGGAAGGAAUUCAGAUGGCAGAUUUGGAAAGUCAUUCUGAAGCUGGGGAGCCACAGCCCACACUACCUGAAGGAGCCUCAGCUGCCCCUGAGGAAGGCAUGAGUAGUGACAGCGACAUUGAAUGUGACACUGAGACCGAGGAGCAGGAGGAGCACACCAGCAUGGGCGCGUUCGAUGAUCCAUUCCUGGCCCAGCCCCCGGAUGAAGAUUCACAUUCCAGUUUUCCUGAUGGUGAACAAAUAGACCCUGAACAUCUCCACUUCAACACCGAUGAAGGAGGUGGAAGGUAAUUGCCAGACAUGAGAACCAAGCUACAAGCUACCUGGUCCCUGAAAUUUGUUGGAAGUUGGUGCUCAAAAUUGUCGGCAGUCAGAUAAUCAGACUUAUUUAGUCCUAUUUCUUUUUGGUCAUCUCUACCUGCAAUAGCAGUUCCAAAACUAGUAGUAGAAGGCACACAGUUCCAGCAGAGUGCAGUAGAAUAUAUGGAAAAGAUUAAGGCAAAGUAGUUCUUUCCAAUGUAAUGAACUAACAGUGUAGUGCUCAAUUAAUUUAGCAAAUUAGUACAUUAACAAAAGCAGCUUGUCUUCUGUAAUAGAAAGCCAGCUAACUGUCACAAAGUACCUGGAGGCAUUGCAUGCUCUGACCUGGCUCAGCAUCAGUGCUCUUCUGUCUUUGGCUGACACAUGGUUUAGAUGGCCAUAGUUUAAGUUUUUCAUUAGGUUGUAAUUACAUUAAGCCUUGUAUAAUAGUGAACAGGAAAAUUGCUUAUAAACAGAUUUUGCUCAGUGGACACUUUUCCUGAGUAACUGUAGCAAUGUUAGACAGAAUCCCUUCUUUGAAAUAUGAUGAUAGACCAAAUUUGAUGUUUUUCUCACUUGUUCAAGUGUUGGCAUACUGGGUAAUGGCACACCUUCUUUCAGUUAUGUGACCUUUAUAGGUGUCAUUUAAAACGAGUAAAGUCACUGUGGAUUGGUUAUAUGCAUGAUCAUUUGGACACGUAUAAGAUUACUUAAAGUUGUCCACCUUUUCUGCUUCCUGAAACAUAGCUGUAGUGCAACAGAUAUUUUCCAACAAUGUAUUUCCAUUGGUUGGACGUUGGUUUCAGUGAGUGCAUUUAAAGAUUUAUGCAUCUACAUGAAGCUGUGUGCAAGGCUUUCACUCAUAUUCCCAAUUAACCCAAACUCCAAAUGAUUGCCAAAUUUUGCUCCUGUGUUUGUGUUUGAGCUGUUGUAUGUUUGUGAAUGUUAUACUUAAAGUGGUCAAGAGACGGUUGAAGCAUGGAUGUACACAGAGGAGAGCACUCCCUAUUGCCUGCGUGUACUUAGUGACUCUCAUCUGCGUCCCAUGGCUGAUGGCUGCUGAAUGCUAUGACUCAUAGUUUACUGUUCUCUUAACAGCUGCACUUUUUGUUAAUAAAAUUAACUUGAGAAAA